Molecule: messenger RNA, 2955 nt
Organism: Dichomitus squalens LYAD-421 SS1
Lineage: Eukaryota; Fungi; Basidiomycota; Agaricomycetes; Polyporales; Polyporaceae
Exons: 3
Coding region: 52-2433 (793 amino acids)
Source: RefSeq, a predicted model, not a curated record
CCACCACCAAACCACGACAAGCCGGAGAAGAAGCCCCGGAAGAAGUGGACGAUGGAGGAGACCCACAUGCUCGUCGCUGGAUGCAACAAGUGGGGCGUCGGCAAUUGGAAGUCCAUCCUCAACGACCCCGAAUUUAAGUUCGACGGACGGUCGCCAGUCGAUCUGAAAGACCGCUUCCGCACGUACUACCCCGAUGCCUACAGGCAACACUACCCGAACGCCAAGACGCACCUCUCAUCCAAGGUCCGCUCCGCGCUCCCAGACGGCACCUCCAUCUUCGAGAAGACGCGCAGCAAGAAGCGACGUCCCUUCACCGAGGAGGAGGACCGCGCCCUCAAGGCCGGCUACGACAAGCACGGCACCGUGUGGGCGACGAUCGUCAAGGACCCCAUCUUUCAGGCCCAGAACCGCCGAUCUACCGAUCUGCGCGACCGCUUCCGCAACGCAUUCCCCGACCUCUACCAAGCCGCGGGCUACAAGCCCCGCAACACGACGAAGAAGACUUAUAAGGGUAGUGGGGGAAAGGAUCAUGGGCCCGCGCAGCCGCUGCGCGCCGCGACGGACGACGCGCUCGCGUCAAGCAGCUCGACGGGGCCCGUGCGGCGGAAGAGGCGGCAUACGGACCAAGGCUUGUUUAGGGGCGGCACGAAGAGCGUGCCGGAGAGCGCGAAUGUGUCAGAGGACGAGGACAGCUCGGACGACGAGGACGGACCGGCGCCGUUCCUCCAGGACGGCCCUGGGGGCACCCCACACAUGACCGGCGACGAGAUGGUCAUGAGCCCCGAUGGAGAGACGAAGGAGGUCGAGAUGCAGAUGCUGGACUCGCUCAACGACACGCUCACCAUCCCCGACUUCAUUCCCAGCUCGUCGCUCUCGGAGCUGACCGACUCGUCGCAGACUUGGUCGUCUGAGAUUGACACCCCGGUACACUCCAGCGUGUGGUCUACGGCCACGAACGCUGCUUCGCCCACUUCGUCGCAUCUCUCCGCCACUGACUACUUCCAGAAUUCUCCGUUCCAGCGACGAAACGAGUCCGGGCCCAUGAUCGGCAAGUCCGCGUGGGGACCUCAGGACUGGCUCUCCGCGAAUCCGCGCCUCGAGCCUUCGUCGAGCAGCUCAUCGUCCUAUGUUGGCAACUUCUCUCCGGCCCCGUCAUCACCGUUCUCCUUCGCGCACCUCAAUCACGGCGUUCUGGACCGCUACGACCUCUUUCCUACUUCGUACGCGCACGACUUCGCCUCAGAGGUCGGCAUCGGCGACACGCACUCAACGUUCUCCGACCCAGAUAUGUUCGCCCCGAGCAGCUUCCGGGGGUUCACCCACCACUCCAAUUACGCCGGUGAUCUCAUCUUUGGUGCUCGUUCACACCAACCACAGCAGUCCGCCGACUACGGCCCCGGGUUCGGCUUCGGGGGCGGCGCAGCUCUCGGGCUCUCAGGGGUGCAAGCCCCCCAAAGCCACGCUGCUCUGCGCACGCCAGCCCUUCCCGGCAUUGACGAGAUCGAGCUCACGUCGAUCACGCUCGACGACCCCGACACCUCUGUCCCUAUGGAAGAGACGAUUGACACCGCCGUCCCGAAGGACCCCACGAGCCCCGAGGGCUCCCUCAACCUCUCCGACCUCACCACGUUCGCCCUCCCCUCGCAGACCCUCGAGGAGAUCAUCGGUCUGACGCAGGAGAUCCACGUCACCCCUCCGGGAACCCCCCAGACGCAUGCGCACACGCGGGACCGCAUGGCACGCAUGCAGCAGGCGGGCGUGCACCCUCACUCGCUCGCGUCGCAGCACAGCCGCUCGAUCUCAGUCCCUCCGUCAGAGCACCGCGCGUACGAUUACGACCCGCGCGCGAUCCCGCAGAGCCAGCAGAUCAGGCCGAAGCCACUCGUGCCGCCCACGAGGUCGCUGUCGCUGAUGGACUACAUGCCGAUGCAUGCCCAAGCGGGCGAGCAGCCCGCCGCGGCGGGGUCGGCGGAGCCGAAUGGGGUGUUCGCGUCGCUGACGGGCUCGGCGAACGAGCUGUGGAAGCACUCGAACGGCGCACCCUCCGGUCUCUCAGCGGGCGAGAACGGGAACAACUACGACCUGCCGUUCCUCGACCUGCACUACUACAACACCGCGCAGGGCGGGCAGGAGAUGGAUCAUGGCAACGGGGACGCGCACCAGGCCCAGGCGCUCGACCUUGCGCAGAGCUUCGCGGCGCAGAGCAAGACGCUGUCGCUGUCGCAGCAGCUCCCGCCGACGCUCGUGCAGCACAUCCCGAUGUUCGCGAACUGGCAGAACGCGCUGAGCGAAGCGGCUUCGGGAUCGCGCAUGGUGUCGGCGCAUGCGCACCAGCAUCAGCGGGGGCAGAGCGUCGUAAGCCCGCAGGACUUGCUGUUGACUAAGGGGGAUAACAAGCGGAAGCGGUCGAGUUGGGACGGGGGGCCGCGGUGAAGUGUCUGCCUCUUCUGUCACGUGUCUCUGACGUGACGGCGCACUGUCCCUGCGGUUGUUUCUUCCCGUGCGCAAGUCGUUUCGUCCUCGGGCUAUUGCUAUUUGCCAUAGUUAUUGGGCUUUUGGUCGUGCGACUCGGUUGUGAAUUAUUGUGAUUCGUGGAUAAGGGUUCGUUUGGAUUGCUAUCCUGCACGCUACGCUACUCCUCUUCACCUCCUAACCUCCUCUGUCGAUCUCCCCGACCUUCUCAUGCACUCACUCGCUCUCCCACCGUCUGCCUCUAACUCAUCCCCCGUUCUUCCGUUCCUAUAUCCUCUUCCUUGAUACGCCAUCUCUCAUCGUGAUCCUGCCAUCCUCUUCCCCACUUGCCCCAUUAUCCGGAUGUCUCUGCUCAGUCUGUCGGAAUGUUCGAUUUCUCUGUCUAUUGCUUCUCCUAUUCUCGUCUUUGCAUGUCGCAUACCUCCGCAUUGCUCACCAUGUUCCCUGUGUUCACCAUGCCUAUCUCAAUGCAGCACGCAUGUU